GUAAUAAAGCAAAAAAAAAAAAGUUUUUUUUUUUAAAAGUUAAAAAAAAUUAAAUCUGUACGUAGAAAGAUGUCUAUGGGAUUGAGGUUGCCAAAUAUGCGGGGCAUUGCAAGGAGAGCAUCAGCCAAGGCUGUGUUUCUUCUCGGCUUCGCUUUGCUUUCUUGCGUGGCCCAAUCUACAUCCCGUGGACAUCUUUAUAGGGCUGGUGCCCGCAGGAGCGUUCUCGACGCCACCAAUAGGAAAGUGUUUGAUGUCACGGCCUUCGGUGCUAAGACCGAAGACCAGAUGAAAGGAGGAGGUAACAAGGCUAAUGUUGUUGGCAAGUUGAGUGUACAGGAACUGCCCGGUGGAGGUAUACCAGGCCUCCCCGGUGGUUCUGCGGAGGAGAGUUUUGCUGAUGAGAAGAUUGAUGAAUCUGGACCGGAUGAAACCGGAGCGGGUGAAAGCCCUGAAGAGGAAAAUGGAUCGGCAUUCAUCCGGACGUGGGUAGCCGCAUGCAGAGGAAACUACAGUGGUCCAACUAAGGUUGUGAUCCCCAAAGGAACAUUCUUGAUAGGACCUGUGGUGUUCCAAGGGCCAUGCAACAGCUCAACUGAGCCCAUCGUCGUUGAAGUUCAAGGAUAUGUCAAAGCCAGCACUGAUCUCAGUCAAUACUCCUCUCCCGAGUGGUUUACAUUUGAGUUGGUUGACGGCUUGAUCAUCACCGGUGACGGAACUUUUGACGGGCAAGGCCAGAACGUAUGGAAAACCAGAGAUAACAAGGAAUCCAGCAGCGCUUCUAAUGCCCCAUCGUCACUUAAAUUCAACAAAGUAAACAACACCCUGAUCGAAGGGAUCACAUCCUUAAACAGCAAAUUCUUCCACACACACAUGUUCGGCUGCAAAAAUGUGACAAUGAGCAAUGUCCACCUCAUUGCUCCUGGAGAUAGCCCUAACACAGAUGGCCUGCAUAUCAGCACUUCGAGCCAGAUCAAAGUGCUUAACAGCGUUAUGGCAACUGGCGAUGACUGCGUUUCCAUCGGCCAAGGCUCUCAUGAUAUCACCGUUAAGAACGUCACCUGUGGUCCAGGACAUGGCAUCAGCAUCGGGAGCCUCGGAAAGUACGCGGACGAACUGAGCGUCAGUCAGAUUUACGUGAGCAACUGCACAUUCAGAAACACCACCAACGGUGCCAGAAUCAAGACUUGGGCUGGCGAAAGUGCAGGAGAAGCGACCGGAAUCAUCUACGAAGACAUUAUCAUGGACCAAGUUCAAAACCCUAUUAUCAUUGAUCAGAACUAUGGUGCCAAGAAGAAGGUAAAGAAAAACAUCUUUGGAAAUAAAAAGAUGGUAGUGUCAGGAAAUAAAAAGAGGGUAAGGGCAGGAUUAGGAAAGAAGGUAGGAGCAGGAUUAAAAAAGAAGGUAGGAGCAGGAAAAAAGAAGGCACUGCAAGGUGGGAAGAAAAAGAGCGAAGCAGCUGGACCACCUUCUGGACCAGCAUCAAAGUGGAAGAUCAGUGACGUUCACUUCAGAAACAUUAGGGGCACCUCAGCCAGAAACGUUGCCGUUUCGUUAGCUUGCAGCUCUGCAAAACCAUGCGAGGGCGUUGAGUUGACCGAUAUUAACUUUUCCUACCAGGGCACCAGUACGAAAAGCACGGCGCUUACAUCUGAGUGUUUCAACGCCAAGAUUACAUCAAAGGGCGUACAGAACCCACCACUCUGCCGUUAAAUUAGUUAUCGAUAUAUAAACUCGAUCAUCUCUGUGUACAACAUAUCAAUACUCAAUAUUAAGUAAAUAUGUUAACUAACCGAUCGAUGCUUCUUCUUCUUUCUCUGUCCACUGUGAUUUCUCUCGACCUAUGUAUAUAUGCACGUACUAUAUAUAUUCAUGUUA
Messenger RNA from Malus domestica (apple), 1875 nucleotides. RefSeq names its product exopolygalacturonase-like. Gene Ontology annotation, molecular function: polygalacturonase activity. Lineage: Eukaryota; Viridiplantae; Streptophyta; Magnoliopsida; Rosales; Rosaceae. The record is from RefSeq and is a predicted model, not a curated record. Gene Ontology annotation, biological process: carbohydrate metabolic process.